Molecule: messenger RNA, 1071 nt
Organism: Rangifer tarandus platyrhynchus (Svalbard reindeer)
Lineage: Eukaryota; Metazoa; Chordata; Mammalia; Artiodactyla; Cervidae
Source: the annotation of a GenBank genome assembly
AUGUGGGCUCCCAGCCACCGUCACCUCUGUCUGGUCUUCCUGCUAGCCUGUGUUUUUGCCUGCAUCUGCGUCCUCCUCAUCCACCACUGCCUCUUUCACAGUGGCUUAGACCUGUCCCUGCUGUGUCCAGACCAUAGGCGGGUAACCUCCCCCGUGGCCAUCCUCUGCCUGAACCCCAACACCACCUUUUCCUGUCCCAAGCAUCCUGCCUCCGUCUCAGGAACUUGGACUAUUGACCCCAAAGGCCGGCUUGGGAACCAGAUGGGGCAGUACGCCACGCUGCUGGCCCUGGCGCAGCUCAAUGGCCGCCAGGCCUUCAUCCAGCCCUCCAUGCACGCCGUCCUGGCCCCCGUGUUCCGCAUCACGCUGCCUAUGCUGGCGCCGGAGGUAGACAGACACGCUCCUUGGCAGGAGCUGGAGCUUCAUGACUGGAUGUCGGAGGAGUACACCCACUUGAAGGAGCCCUGGCUGAAGCUCACGGGCUUCCCCUGCUCCUGGACCUUCUUCCAUCACCUGCGGGAGCAGAUCCGCAGCGAGUUCACCCUUCACGAGCACCUGCGGCAGGAGGCCCAGCGCUCACUGAGUGGGCUCCGCCUCCCCCGCACCGGGGACCGCCCGAGCACCUUCGUGGGUGUCCACGUGCGCCGCGGGGACUACCUAGAGGUGAUGCCCCUCCACUGGAAGGGUGUGGUGGGGGACCGCGCUUACCUCCAACAGGCUAUGGACUGGUUCCGGGCCCGGCACGAAGCCCCCGUCUUUGUGGUCACUAGCAAUGGCAUGGAGUGGUGCCGGGAAAACAUUGACACCUCCCGGGGGGAUGUGAUCUUCGCUGGAGACGGGCAGGAGGAUGCGCCUGUCAAGGACUUUGCGCUGCUCACACAGUGCAACCACACCAUCAUGACCAUUGGUACCUUUGGCUUCUGGGCCGCCUACCUGGCUGGUGGAGACACCAUCUACCUGGCCAACUUCACCCUGCCUGAUUCCAGCUUCCUGAAGAUCUUUAAACCUGAGGCUGCCUUCCUGCCUGAGUGGGUGGGCAUUAAUGCGGACUUGUCUCCGCUCCAAAUGUAG